This is a messenger RNA of Astrephomene gubernaculifera, 1417 nucleotides long. Lineage: Eukaryota; Viridiplantae; Chlorophyta; Chlorophyceae; Chlamydomonadales; Astrephomenaceae. The record is from the annotation of a GenBank genome assembly.
GUUGACAGGAAAACUCGUUUCGAUCAACAAUUGGUAGCUACAUGUGACCGGUUCUGUAAUUGUUGCCUUGUGCUGCCCUCCCUCUCCAUCCCCGCCCUCCCCGCUGUGUUCCGCGCUGUUGCCACUGCCCUCGUCCGCCGGCCCCCCCUCGCGGUGCCCCUCAGGAGCUGAGCUACGUGCAGCAGGGCGACGCCUCCCUCUACACCCCCGAGGCGCUCUCGCAGCGCAUGGCGGUGCGCGCCGACCCGCGGUUCCGUGACGCGGUGCGCGCGUGGUGGUCCUGGCUGCCGCUGUGCAACCUGCCGCCCGAGGAGCGCGUGUCGGACGACGAGCGGGUGAUGCCGGUGGACCAGCGGGGCAUGACCAAGCCCGUGUACUGCGCCAUGGCGGCAAUCAUACAGCGGGCCCUGCUCCCCCGCUUCGGCCUGAAGCCCAACCCCAGCUACGAGCCUGAGGAGGACUGGAGCUACGACUGCAAGGGUCGGCGCUUCCUGCUGUUCCCGCAGCUGCAUGCGGCGCUGUUCGAGCUGGCGGACAUGUGGUGUCCUACCACGGGGGCGGAGGACUACUGCGUUAUCCUGCUGGAGCUGCUGGAGCAGUGCAAGGUCCUGGAGGCACGUCACGGCCUGUUCUCCAAGCUGCUCCGCAAGUACCAGCUGCGGUACGGCGCGCGGGAGGAGCACCUGCUGCCCAUCAGCGGGGGCUACGUGAGCGAGUACGACAGCAGCGCCGGGCGGGCGCUGCAGGGAGGGGGAGGAGGGGGAGGGGGAGGGUUGGGGGCCAUGCAAAUGGUACCCGGGGGAGGGGGUGGAGGUGGAGGGGGAGGUGGCAGUGGCGGGGGUGCGGCGGCGGGGGACGAGGCGGAUGCGGUGAUGAAGGCGCUGUCGGAGGACGACGACAGCGAGGACCACCGCGCCACCACCGACUGGUGGGCCAAGGUGAUGGAGCGGAACAGGCGCUACAUGCAGGCGCGGGUGUCAGGUCUGGCCGACGCCGCCGCACAGGCCGCUGCCUCGCACUCCUCCUGCUGCUCCCCAGCUGCUUCCGCAGGCCCCCACCACUCCCCCUCAAGACCAGCCACCCCCCUACCCUUCCCCAUGAACCUCCUAAGCACCCUCUUUGCCCUACCUCCUCCUCCUCCCCCACAUCCUGCUGUUACCGCUGCUGAUGAUGAUGAGGCUGAUGAAGCUGAAUCCGAACCACCGUCCGGAGAUCCGCAGGCUAACGGUAACGGCAACGGUAACGGAGCAGGAGCAGCAGGCGGCGGCGGCGGCGGUGGUGGUCGUGUUGUCGGCAGGGGGGGCAGGGGGGGUGGGGGUGCCUCCUCGCCUCCCCGCUCCCCUCAUCGCCUACCCCGGGAGUUGGACAAGGGGGAGAAGGCGGCCCCGCCUGCGCGGUGGGGGAAGGGGCAGCGGGC